Messenger RNA from Pieris brassicae (large cabbage white), 780 nucleotides. RefSeq lists its product as uncharacterized. NCBI's taxonomy places the organism in Eukaryota, Metazoa, Arthropoda, Insecta, Lepidoptera, Pieridae. The record is from RefSeq and is a predicted model, not a curated record. The coding region runs from base 1 to 780 and encodes 259 amino acids. The transcript is spliced from 5 exons.
AUGAUUAUUGCAAUAGUGAAGUUUUUAAUGGUCGUAGUAUUAAGUGUUGUGAUAGCGAAACGGUUACCCCAAAAUGAUUCGACUGGUGAUAAUAUUGAGGAAAUCGCACAAAAACCAGUAUGCCACUACAGCGAUCCUAACGUAGGAGAAUGCAUAAAGCGAGUUGCUGAUCAAGCUAGAACACUCCUUGCUCACGGCAUACCUUCGUUUGGAAUACAGCCCCUUGAACCAUUAAAGGUGCCCAGUAUUAGGCUUAGGCAGCAUAAUAUGCCUCAGAAUAAGUUCAAAUAUGAUGCCUGGUUAUCGGACCUUGAGCUUAGUGGACUUACCAACUACACGUUUAACAAGUUAGAUGUGUAUCCCGAAGAAAUGAAAGUAACAGGAAAUAUAAGUUUACCUCACUUGGUGAUGUCCGGAGAGUAUGUGGUCAUUGGCGAGUUCCAAAUGCUACCCGUAGAGUCCACUGGAUUCAUUGCUGCCAACUUUACACAAUGCUCAGCAGCACUGGAAGCACUCGGAGCGAAGGUUCAUAAGAGAAUCGUGAUUAAAGACGCAAAUGUGAAACUACGAUGCAUGGGACCUCUAGAUGCCAGUUUAAAAGAAGCACAUUCAACAACUGGCGAAAUGGAAAUGGUAACAAAACAUAUUGUUCACAUGCACGCGAACGAACUUACAAAGGAAGUACAGCCAGCCGUUGAAACUGCGCUUGCAAUGGUCCUCGAGGACAUAGCGAAUAAGUUCCUCAAACAUGUGCCCCCGAACAUGGUGUUCCCGGCUUAG